Molecule: messenger RNA, 228 nt
Organism: Funneliformis mosseae
Lineage: Eukaryota; Fungi; Glomeromycota; Glomeromycetes; Glomerales; Glomeraceae
Source: the annotation of a GenBank genome assembly
AUGCUACUGAUAAGACAGCAACCCAGAACUCAAAUCUUGGAAUUCAGGAAAAAUCCAAAACAGCAACUUCCCAGGUUGCAACCUCCUGAGCUGCAGAAUUUCAAACCAGUUUCAGACACUAACUUUAUUUUACCAAACUUGGUCUCAGGAGAAGAUAAGAAAAGUUUUGUCCAAAGCCUUCCAACAUGUUUGGAUUACCUUAUCUGUGGAAAAAAUUCACAGUCAUGA